AUGGCCGCUGAACCUAAGACCGUAUCAUCAAAUUAUCCCAUGAGCCUACAGUUUGACCUGGAUGAAGCUUUAAGUUGGGAAGACAAUUCCAAUUCCACCCUCCUGAAUAGUAAUAUCAGCAUUAAUAUUGCAGCACCAAAUCCAAACUCAAACUCGCUCAUGAUCCUAGAAAAUAUGCCAACUCCUCCUCCUGCUGCUGCUGCAGUUGAUGAUGUUUGUGCGGUUUGCAUGGAAGGCUUGCAAUCAGGUUCUGAUGAUCAGGAGGAGGAUGAUCAGAAUCAGAAUCAAAAGGGUAAACUAGUGCCAUGUGGCCAUGUAUACCAUGCCACGUGUCUUGCCUCCUGGCUCUUCGUCUGCAAUUCUUGCCCUCUCUGCCGCUCCACCAUCCACCUCAGAUGA
This is a messenger RNA of Prunus armeniaca (apricot), 399 nucleotides long. The record is from the annotation of a GenBank genome assembly. Lineage: Eukaryota; Viridiplantae; Streptophyta; Magnoliopsida; Rosales; Rosaceae.